AUGAAUAUCACCAAAGAAACAGAAAUUGCGGAUAAUAGCAGCCCCCGAGACCCUGACUACACAGACUUGGCUUCUAUGAGCAUGACAGCCUCUCUGCUGCGGAGCUUAAGCUCAACUUUGACUAGACUUCCUUCCACAACAGCCCGCAGAGGGCUGAUUGUGGCCAAGGCAGCAAGAGCUGAUGAAGGACAGAAGGCCAGAUGGGAACUGAAGCAAGAGAGCAGCAAUAGGAGGAGGGAGCUGAUUUUUGUUGCUACAGCAGCAGUUGCUUUCUCCGUUGCAAACAUUGCCAUGGGUGAAGAGCCAAAGACUGGGACCCCUGAAGCUAAGAAAAAGUAUGCUCCUGUUUGUGUGACAAUGCCUACAGCUAGCAUCUGCCGCAAGUGAGAAUCUGAUGUUUCUCUAAAUUUAAUGUCGAUUUUAAUUUGAAAUUCGUGUAAAAGUUGCGUGGAAACUUGUAUCUUGUUAUUGGAGAAUCCAUGUCAUACUCUUCUUUCUUCUCCUUCUACUCUACAUUCACCAAAUAGUCGUAUAUCUCUAGACUGACUAAACUUCCAGUUCAACUAUCUUUUGGGUUGAAAUCAAUUUGUGGGAAUAAUUAAAAUGAACCAAAUUCAUCGGUAGAGUUGGUACCGAGUGCCGUUAAAAAAAUUGUGAAGAAACUCUAGCUCAAAGGGUGGAGUAAUAAUAGCCAAAAACGAAUGAUACGGAACUUGGAAACGCGACAGUUUUGUGUCAUAUAGCUUGUUUUCUUUGAUGUUGAUCAAUCACUGUCCAAGUCAAUGGAUGUUCUAUCAAAUUUCGCAUUUGAAUCAGCCAUUCAUAUAUGUGUUGUGGCAUCUCUGUUAAACAUAAUUUGGAUAACCUUCAUAAUUACAAUUAAUUUUUGUGGAUCCUAAUAAGAUUUGACAAGCAGAAGUCAGCACCAUUCUGUCAGAAACAGAUAGAAGACACCAAAAUCACCCCUCGGAUAUAAAAGAAUGAAGUUCAUGACUUCCAUGUCAAGUCAAAUUUAUAGACGAUAAAUAUCAAUUUAACUUUCAUUUUGUAAUUAGAAAUAUCAAGAUAUUUCUGACACAUGAGAAAUUACUAGCCGAUUUGCUCUCCACUCUUAAAGCUAUAGUUCAUUAAGUCUAACAAGAAAUAUCUAAAGUCACUG
This is a messenger RNA of Durio zibethinus, 1159 nucleotides long. RefSeq names its product photosystem II 5 kDa protein, chloroplastic-like. The record is from RefSeq and is a predicted model, not a curated record. Lineage: Eukaryota; Viridiplantae; Streptophyta; Magnoliopsida; Malvales; Malvaceae.